This is a messenger RNA of Aegilops tauschii subsp. strangulata, 765 nucleotides long. Lineage: Eukaryota; Viridiplantae; Streptophyta; Magnoliopsida; Poales; Poaceae. The record is from RefSeq and is a predicted model, not a curated record.
AUGGUGCCGAACCCGCUGUAUGCGGCCUGGAUCGCCAAAGAUCAACAAGUGCUCUCAUAUUUACUGAACUCCAUGACUCCAGAGAUACUUGCGCAGGUCAUCGGGAAGGAUUCCACCUUCGAGUUGUGGACAGCGGUGACAGCCAUCUUCGCGUCCCAAUCGCAGUCUCGGAUUACAAAUCUGAGAAUUGCGGUCACCAACACCAAAAAGGGCACCAUGUCAAGCUCUACCUUUAUGGCUAAGAUGAAGAGUCUUGGCGAUGAGCUAGCAGCCGCUGGCCGUCCGGUCUCUGACCCGGAGAUGGUGGACUACAUCCUCGCAGGGCUGGACCGUGACUACGAUCCCGUGGUCGCGGCGAUCGGCGCCAUCAAGAACACGAUCACCGCCGACGACCUCUUUGCCCAAAUCUCUGCUUUCGACCAUAGAAUGGAGAUGUUAGGCGACGCGUCUUCUGGUGGCUUCCACACGUCUGCAAACGCAGCCUACAAGGGCCGCGGCCAAGGUCGCGGGAAACCCUACCGCGGGCGUGGCACAAGGGGGCACGACCGUGGAGAUCGGCAACCCUCUCUUGCUCGCGGUGGCAACGGCUACAGAGGACGCCAGCGACAAAACCAACUGCAACAGGUGCGUGAUCAGCAGCAGCGCGACAACCCUGAGUGCCAGAUAUGCCUCAAAUAUCUUCCAGGGGGGCGCGGCUCUGCUGGUGGCGCUAUGAAGAUGGAGAACCAGAAGAGAAGGCGGCGCAUGCAGCCACCUACGGCGUAG